This is a messenger RNA of Megalops cyprinoides (Indo-Pacific tarpon), 2024 nucleotides long. RefSeq lists its product as uncharacterized. The record is from RefSeq and is a predicted model, not a curated record. Lineage: Eukaryota; Metazoa; Chordata; Actinopteri; Elopiformes; Megalopidae. The transcript is spliced from 6 exons. Gene Ontology annotation, molecular function: hydrolase activity, hydrolyzing N-glycosyl compounds. Bases 677 to 1759 code for a protein of 360 amino acids.
CCACAAAAUGGGUUGAUAUCUUAUAAUCUGAUCCGCAGUCAGAAUAAAACAAUGAUCAUUCGAUCGUUUAUUUAGGUCUGGGCAUUUGGAAGGUCUUCUCUGAGAACAUAAAACCCAGAGAAAGUGUUUGGCUGAACCUGCAUUACCAAGUGUUUAAAAAUUAUGUGUGCGUGGCGUAAUCACUAUCAAUUGUCCUCAUUUCCCUCUGUUAAAUAAUUUGUUUGUGAAAAUUUAAAAAUGAUUUCUGUUUUUUUCUAUUAACUGGGAUUCCGCCACUUCAGCAACCGUAGGAAAAACCCACUUUUAAGAUGAGAGUGACAGUACUUGGUUAGCAUAGCCGACCCGAUAGCGAUAUAAGAGGCCGCUUUGGACCCCGUGACCGCUAGGGGGCCCCCUAACAAUUAUUAUUGUUUUAUCAAAAAGAUAUCGAAGAAAUGUAAAGAAUAAAAAUUAUUAUAACCAUAACAUUACAUAAAAAUGUACAGUGGAAUACGAUUAUUUAAUUUUCGGUGGCCACUCUAAUUUUGUUUGGUGUGCUCCUGCCGCCUGCCACACUGGGCCAAGACGGCCUGGAACUAGCGCUCUAGUCGCUUUAGCCGUGCCUUGCGUUCAUUCAACGAAGCGUGGGGGGAAAGACGAGCCAGUACCCUACCGUGACAGAGUGGCUAGCCAGCACAUGUCUCAAAAACGAACAUAUCCCUCUGGGGAAGAAAAACGAAAAAGGAAAAAAGUUGAGGAGGAGAAAAUACAACAAGAGAAAGGGAGUGCAGUCAACGCCAUGGCCGAGAAGCUGCUGCUGAUCGACACAGACUGCGGCAUCGACGAUGCCCAGGCCAUAAUGAUGGCCCUGGCGGCCCCCGGGGUGCGGAUGCUGGGGAUCACCUGCUGCUUCGGGAAUGCCUCCGUGGAGGAUGUGUGCCAGAACGUGAGCCGUGUACUCUCUGUGUGCGAGAGGACAGAGAUCCCUGUUUUCCGGGGGACGGCCACCCCUCUAGUGGGGAACCCUGACUGUCCUAUCAGCCACUUUGGGACAGAUGGACUUGGGGACGUGCUGGAGGACAGAGACCCAGAGCUGUGGAAGAAGCAGAUCCAGUCAGAACAUGCGGUCAAUGCCAUGAUCCGGCUGGUAUCCGAAAAUGAAGGAAAGGUCUCUCUUGUGGCAAUUGGCCCUCUCACAAACUUGGCUCUUGCUGUGAGACUGGAUCCCUCUUUCCCUCAAAAGCUGAAGGACCUGUUUAUAAUGGGAGGCAACAUGGAAGGUAAAGGGAACCGGACUGUGUGUGGAGAGUUUAACUUUGUAAUGGAUCCAGAGUCUGCUUACAUUGUUCUGGAGGAGUUCCUCUGCCCCACUUACAUAGCAUCAUGGGAAUUUACCUGUAGACAUAAACUGUCGUGGGACUUUUUUGAUGAAUGGAUUAGCCAGGACACAGAGGCCGCAAGGUUCAUGAAGAAGAUCACGUCUAAGUGUUGGGCGUACUCCAGAGAUGUGAUCAGCAGCAAGGACGCGAUCUUCGGACCCGGCUUCGUCUCCUACGACUCGUACGCCGUGGCUGCAGCCAUCGACGGCAGCGUGGUGACGAAGAGCGCGGAGUGCGCUGUCCAAGUGGAGCUGCAGGGGGUGCUGUGUCGUGGGAUGAUGGCACUGGAUCUGUGCGACAAACUGAAGAAGCAGCACCGCGUGUUUGUGAUGAAAGAGUGCGACUUGAGCAAGUUCAGGCAGUUACUCACAGCUGCACUGCGGCUGCCCUGUAAGACCUAAUAUUACCAACCCGAACUGCAAAGCAGCAAAAUGAUUAAUGAGUCUGCCUGGUUAUGGACAUAAUGUGUCACGGUAUUGGGCUUAAUUUGGGCUUUAUGCAAAUGCGGCCUGGACGUUCUUAUUCCCUUACAAGGUUUUUACAGAUUUUACACUGACAAUUAAAGAAAUGUGAAUAUAAAUUAAGGACGUCAUUUCCAUUCUGUGGAGGUUUGUAGGUACUGGCUCAGAAGACAUGCAAAAUAUGGACACGCACAUUAAAUGAGAU